This is a messenger RNA of Chenopodium quinoa (quinoa), 1226 nucleotides long. RefSeq names its product rRNA-processing protein UTP23 homolog. Gene Ontology annotation, cellular component: small-subunit processome; nucleolus. NCBI's taxonomy places the organism in Eukaryota, Viridiplantae, Streptophyta, Magnoliopsida, Caryophyllales, Amaranthaceae. Bases 375 to 1226 code for a protein of 283 amino acids. The transcript has 6 exons. The record is from RefSeq and is a predicted model, not a curated record. Gene Ontology annotation, molecular function: small ribosomal subunit rRNA binding.
GGCUGUGUAGAUCGAGAAACUCGAGGUUAAAGGAGGUGGUGGUGGUGGUAGUGGUGGGUGGUAAAAGGAGGUGGUGGUGGUGGUUUAGAGAGAGAAGAGGGAGUGAGGGUGGGUAAAUUAUGUUUGAAGGGGUUAAAUCAUGUAUGAGGGGGUAAUUAUUUUUUUUUUUUAAUAUAAAGGUAAAUUGUAAAAUAUAUUUUAUUUUGCCGGGAUUAGUUAGAUAUUCGAGGGCGACGUUUAGAUUUCCGAAAAGUCGAAAAACCUCGUUGAAAAACAAACCUCAACUCGUCUCAUCCUCCUCUCCCCGACAAGCAUCGGCAAGCGCCAGCCACCCUCUGUUAAACUCUUUCUCCUCCAAUUGUAACUCCUAUACAAUGAGAUUCAAAAAGCAAAAGCGUCACAGAAAAACCGUCAGAUUCUACACUGCUUGCUUUGGUUUUCGAGAACCAUUCAAAGUUCUAUGCCACGGUACCUUUGUUCAUCACCUUGUUUCUAAUCAUCUUUCUCCUGAAACUACCGUCUCUAACACUCUUGCCGCUUCUGUUCAGCUCUUCACUACUAAAUGUGUUAUUGAAGAGUUGAAGUCUCUUGGAAAAUCACAUGUUGAAUCAUAUCGUGUUGCUCGGAGAGAUUACAAGCUUGCUAGAUGUGAGCAUGGUGAACAGGAAAGUGCCUUAAAUUGCAUAGUAGAAGUUAUUGGAGAAAAUAAUCCUGAACACUUCUUUGUCGCUACACAAGACAUUGAGUUACGAAAUAAAUGCCGAAAGGUACCUGGACUCCCAGUGAUGUUUGGUUUGCGAAAUGCUAUAUUUCUUGAGCAACUUUCAUCAUAUCAGCGUGAAUUUGUGAAGGCUGCUGAAGAAGAAAGGCUACAUAUGACCGAUUCAGAAUAUAAGUUGUUACAAAAGAGAAUAAAGGGCAUAUUAAAUACCAAGGAAUUAAAGGACCCGGCAGAGGAAGGAACUGACGAUGAGGAUUUACUGGGUCAGCCUGUAGUAAGUCGAGUGCCUAGUAAGACAGAUGCAAUUCAUGCAAGAGACAAGGCUCAAUUUAAGAAGAAAAGAGCAAAGGGUCCAAACCCGCUGUCGUGUAAAAACAAGAAAACUAUUAGCAGUUCGGGUCCUAGUGCUGGGAAUGCUGACAAGACUGAUAGUGAUACAAAGAGAAGCAGGCCUCGAAAGAGGAAGAGAUCUCGCAAGGCCAAUACAUCCUCAGAUACCGUAUAA